AUUCUAAAGGUGUAUCUGAUUUGUCAUUAUAGGUACAUAGAAAUUUUAACUUUUGUAGUAUGUCAACCCUGUGAAUAUCAAUCACUUUAAUCAUUUAAUUAAGACCAUUUAUGGGCUCGCCCAAAUUUGUAAUUUGCCGUUUUCGUAGUAUUUAUUGAUAUUAAUUUAAUUAUUCAACGAGGAACGUGUUGAUAUUGUGUAAUAGUGCUGUGCUGAAGAUAUACUUAGAGUUUAAAGAAGUUGUAAAAUAUGGGAAAAACUUACUGCCAGGCUUGUAAAAAGAAAUGCUCGGGGGAAGUUCUUAGAGUUCAAGACAAAUAUUUUCAUAUGCAAUGUUUUAAAUGUAAAGUUUGUGGGAAUUCUCUAGCACAAGGGGGAUUCUUUUCUAAGGAUGGGGAAUAUUAUUGCACAUCAGAUUAUCAGAAAAACUUUGGAUCAAAAUGUGCAGUUUGUAACCAAUAUGUGGAAGGAGAAGUUGUCACUGCUUUAGGUAAAACUUAUCAUCAGAAAUGUUUUACUUGUGACAGAUGUAGGCAAAGCUUUCCUUCUGGAGAAAAGGUUACUUACACAGGUAAAGAGGUGCUUUGUCCAAAAUGUGUUCAAAUCCCUGUACAAGAUAUGUCUCCAAAGAGUAGUCCAACUACCAAUAGUGCCAAUGAAUGUGCUGGAUGCAAAGAGGAAUUGAAAGAAGGCCAAGCUUUAGUCGCUUUAGACCAACAAUGGCAUAUAUGGUGUUUCAAAUGUACCACUUGUGGAACUGUUUUGCAUGGAGAAUACAUGGGAAGAAGUGGUGUUCCCUAUUGUGAAAGAGAUUACCAAAAGCAGUUUGGAGUCAAAUGUGCAUAUUGUAAUAGAUUUAUAAGUGGAAAAGUAUUACAGGCUGGGGACAAUCAUCAUUUUCAUCCAACUUGUGCUCGUUGCACAAAAUGUGGAGAUCCAUUUGGAGAUGGAGAAGAAAUGUACCUUCAAGGAGGUGCAAUUUGGCAUCCUCGAUGUGGACCAGGUCCCACCGAAAAUGGAGAGAUUCUCAAUGGCACUGGAGAAACUAAUGGAAAUUGCACUGACACUGAUAUGUCAAUAAGAGAUUAUGACAGGCAUAGUACAUCUGGUGCUAGUGAAUUGCAGUUUUCCAUGAGAUCACGCACUCCUAGUUUGAAUGGUUCAUUGUAUAGCCCUACAAGCAUGUCUAGAAAGACGUUUGGUUACCGUUCUCCUUCUCCUGGAUUAAUAUUAAGGGAUCAUAAUAAAUCGGCGACUUUAGUGGACGAUAUAUCAAGAAUUUAUACAUACAGUUAUCUUACAGAAGAACCAACUCACGGUUACCUACGAAAACCUAUUGACCCAUAUGAUAAAGCACCAACAUCACCACAUUUCCAUAGGCCAACAUCUCAAAACUCAUUACGAAGUAGUUCGGGAUCUGGAAGAAGGAGCACUUCAAGGACAGCUAUGAAAGUAUUAGUCGAUUCAAUGCAUACGGAUGUACCCAGACCGAAAUCGCCUCAUAUGAAUAAUGAGGAACCUAUAGAAUUGGCUCAUUUCCCUGGUGCAAAACCUCCACCACCAGGAGAACCUUUGAAAAUAGAAAGGGAUGAUUUUCCAGCUCCACCCUAUCCUUAUACCGAUCCUGAGCGUCGAAAACGUUGGUCCGAUUCAUACAAAGGUGUACCAUCUGACGAAGAUGAGGUUGAUGAGGCAACUAUGAGAGAAUUUCAUGAUGACAAAUUGAAAAAGGAAGAAAAUGAGCUAAGCAAAAUAGCUAGUGGAAUAGGGAAAGUGUUUUUAAAGAAUGUACAAGAAAGAGAAAAAUUCAAACAGUGGAAAGCAGCUAAUCUUGAUCCCAGGAAUGCUUCUAGAACCCCUUCUGCAAAUAAAGAGCCUAACUAUAGACUUCGUUAUGAUAAUCCUAUUGGUGCGAGUCCAUCUAGGAACUUAGAUCAUCCUAGACCUUACGAGGACGAUGAUUUUGAUAGAUCUUUAAGUUGUCGUUCUUCUAUGGGUAGAUCUAUAGGUGCUAUUCCAAAUUAUAAUGUAGUAUCAUCAUUACGAACGGUACCUAAACCUGGUUAUGGGCUCAAAUCGUCUACUCUAGCCAGUAGAAACGAAUUUGGUGAUUAUUCAUAUAGUGGAAUGGGUUCUAAAACUUAUAGUACUGAUUUCAGUUGUGGAAAGUCUGAUAUUUCAACAGGUUCUAUUACAGAUGUUGAAAGACGUGCUAUGAACUGUGAAAUGCCGUUAUCAACUACAUACACAGGAGGACUGGGACGGUAUCCUACUGGAGGUUACGCCUCUCAGCAGGUUCGACGCUCUUUACCAAAUAUGGCACAUACAAUGUUAAUAAAUGAACCAGCUAAAAUUUACCCUUACCAUUUACUUAUAGUAACAAACUUCAGAUUGCCUUCUGAUGUUGAUAGAUUGAAUUUAGAGAGGCACCUUUCUGAUCAAGAAUUUGAAGCAUUACUGCAAAUGGCAAGGUCAGACUUUUAUCGGCUACCCCAAUGGAAAAGAAAUGAAAUGAAACGAAGAGUUCGUCUGUUUUAAUACCUCGAGAAACAAGUUCGAAACUUAGUACAUGUCUAUAAAUAUAUGAUGGUGCUGUAAAUUGAGUAGAAAUGAUUUUCAAAAUAAACUUAAUGCUCGAAAUGUAAAUUUAUUAACAUUAUAUUAGAACAGUGUUUCUAAUCUAUUGAAGGUAUGAGGAGAUUUGUACAAAUUAGAAUGCAGUAAAAUACAUAAACAUCAACAUCAAAUGAAGUAAAUAUUUGUUAAAAUAUCAAUCAUUCCAGUAUCAAUUAUUUAUUUACACCUUUAGUCCACUUAUCUCUUUAUUUUUUAUCUUAUUAUCAUCAAAAAAUUGUCAAUUAACUUGUGACCUAUUAAAUGAGUAAAUAUUAAAAUGGCAUAAUAUUAGUUAAAUAGUUGUAAAAUAGUCAAUUAUGUUGGAAGUAGCUAUUUUAGUUAAGUAGUUUUUUACAAAAAAAAAACAAUCAAAAUACAAUUUCUUUGUACUGUUCUAUUUUUCAAACUAUUUGAUUGUUAUGAAGAAAAAAAUCAGUGGUAUUCAUAGUUUAAGAAGCACUGUGUAGGAGAGAAUUCUGAAUAUUUUAUUUAUUUUCUAUUAAAUUAUAUUGGUAGAAAAUUUUUCAUUUUGAGAGUCAUUUCUACUAAAAUUUGAAGGUAACUAUAAAUGCAUAAGCUUAAACGACUGGAUUUUUCUAGCUGCAAAAUUAACGAAUGGUCAUCUUGUUCCUUACUUUCUCUUAUUCUUAAAAAUGUAUUCAUAUAAUUUAAAGAAUGUUGUCAAUAUGAAAAAAAUACUUUUAUUGGAUUUUUUGAAAGUUCUUGAAAUGAUAAUUAUUAUGCAAUAGUCUAGAAUUUCUCAAUUUCUUAGACUUGCAAUAUGUAUAUUUGUUGAGAAUUAUUUCAGUCAAUUGUAGUGUAUGGCACGAGAAGUUUACUUACUUUAACCUUUUCACUGCGACGCCCUCCUUCUACAAUGGAGCAAGGUGGAACUGACGAAAAUAGGCCCAUAAACGCAUUAUAAUAGAUUCUAAAAUUAUUGAUAAAUUAAUACUAGCAAUGAAAAGGUUUUAAUAUCAUAUUAUGGGUAGAUGAAGAUUAAAUUUCAAAAUUAAUAGAUGGAGGAACAUAGCAACGAAUAUACUAAACUGCUCCAACAAAGUUCAUAAAUUCUAUAAAUUUGUUUCAACAAAUUACGUUUUUUGAUAAGUCUUUAUAUGUUUAUAAUUUCUUGUGUUUCAGAUAAGCUUUUUGAAAAAACAAUUUGAGGUUAUGUAUCAUUUCAAUUUUAAAAAAUUGAAGGACAUAAUUUAAUAAGUUAAGAAUAAGCAUUACUAUAGAUACAAAACUUUAUCAUAAUAGAAAAAACCCAACUUAUUUUUCACCGACGUAUUAUAUUUGCUGGUGAGUGAAGAGAUGAGAGUAUAGAAGUCAAACAUGAGAUACCACAAAAUUCCAAAGCGUUUUUGAUCACUCUUGCACGCUCGUGACAAGAAUUAGCAACUGAUAUAAAAUUCUUGAAAAUAAGAUUGCCUCAAACGUAGAAAAGAUCAAUUUAAAAACACAAAAGUCAGAUUGUUUACAAAAAUGUAAAUUUUUGGUUGCAUCCAAGGUUUUCUUCAUAUUAUCAAAGCCAGAUAAUUAAAAUAUGUAAGUAUUUUGAAUUGUCUAAAAUGACACCUUGAUUAAGAAUUUAUAUUUGAUACAAUAUGCAUGGUAGGAUUGGGAUGAUUAUGGUGUCUGCGAAUUUAUCGUAUCUUUGUUGGCUACUGAAUAUUCGUGCUAGUAAAUCAAGUGUAGACUGACAUUCUUUGAAAUAUAUGUAUAUAUCAAAUAAUAUACUUUCAAUUAAUUUGCCAUAGACUAAGCUAAAUAUAAAUGUUAAGUACAUAUUAAAUAGUAAGAUUAAACACUGUUUAGAUGUACAUUUACCAUAUUUAUUAUAUAUAUUUUUUCGUUUCACAAUACAGAGUAAUUCACGAUUCAUAACACUCCCAUGUUAAAAAUUAUUAUCAUAUACUGAUUUAUUUCAGAAAUAAUUUGAUCAGAGUGUUCCGCAAAUGUUAAACAAUCGAAAAUAGGAUUUUUUGGUAGUGCCCCAAGAGCUAAGCAGAAAAGAGAUACAAUAUGAUCGUGUUAGAGUGGAACACUGCUAUUAUUAUCUGCUUAAGCGUUCCACAAACCAUAACUAUUAUAACUGAGCUAAGAAUCAAAGAAAAUUGCGUGUUUUGUGUAAUUAUUCCAAAAGUAAACCUUAACAUGAUUUUUAAUGUUGCAGUCAUCAAUUUUAUAUAAUUUUCAACAUAGUAAAAGUUAGUUGAAAUGGUCCAAUUAUAUAAAAAAUAAUUGCACGAAACAAAUAACAAAGUUUUGAAGAGAUAUUUUUCAAAAAGAUCUGAAGUCUUUUAUCAACUAUACUAUAUUAAAAUGUAAAGCAAAGUUGGGGUUUCAUGUUAUUUAACUUUUUUCAAUUUUGGGGCACACAAUUUUUCUUCUAACAAGAACUUGCAACAAAUAGCAAUUUCUUUGGUACCUAGCAUGCUAAUAAAAAAAUUAGAUCUAGCUAAAAAAUGUGUUUAAAAGUACCUUUAUGGUACCUAAAUUUCUAGGUUUUUUUAUUGCUGAAACUGACUGUAAAGUGUGUUCAUUUAAUUAUCUUGAACAUGAAGAAUGUUUCCAUAACUUUUGUAAUCAACGCUGUCGAUUACAAAAUUUCAAAAUAAUAUAAAAUUUGUAUCUACAUAAUAAUUUUGUGAUGAUACAACCAAAGAUUGAAAAAGAACCGUCAUUGACCUUUUGAAAUCAAGUUUGUUUUUGUUAAAUACAAUUUAAUAUUAAAAAAUUUCCUAAUUUUGGGCAGCCAUUAAAUAUGUUGUGAAAAAGUAACAUGGCAGUUUUUAUUAAUUCAUACUGUAUAUUUUAAUAUUUUGUCGGCGAGUUGUAUAAAAAUUUAAUUUAUUUAUUUUAAUUUAUAAUCGUCAAUUAUUCUGUAUAUAUUUUAUGUUGAUUUCUUUAUAUAUAUAAUCGUUUAUGUAUUUUUAUUUUACGUAUAGUUUUUAUGUGAUCUUCCACGAAGAGUUUCAAAACAUAUAUUUUUAUUUAAAUUUAAAAUAUUUCAAAUCACAUUACUUUUCUUUAUUUUCAUAUAUUAGCGAUAUCGUUCAUGUAAAAACAGGACCAGUUAAUGUUAAUUAAAAAGUGAUAUUUGUUAAAUCACUUCAAAAUAAUAGUUUAGCAAGAUUGCCUAUUUGAAAUAAUUAAAAAAAAAUAGAGUCAACGUACUAUAGUUGUUAUAAACAAAAGUUCAUAAAAGUGGUUUGUUUAUUAAACUUCCGAUUGAUAAAAAUGUUUAAAAGAUUUUCUGUUACAUAAAAUCGAAAUAGUUAAAUCAUUAUUAAUAGAACUUUAUGAUACAUUUUUAGUGAAGAUUUUUAGUAAAUGUAGUUAUCGGAAAACCCUACAAUAAACAGAUUAAUAUUUUUCUUACAAAUUGUUAUUGAUAGCAAUCUAAGGUCCCCAAGGUCUUUUUACUUCUCCGACAAAUGCCUGCAAUAGUAAUCCCGCUAUAAACUACUGUUUCAGUAUACAUCAUCAUCAAACAAAUUUGAAAUAUUAUAGUCACACAUAUAGGUGUAUUCUUUUAAUGACUUCCAAAAAAGGUGAAAAAAGAUUAUUGGCAAUAUUCUUAUGAAAUUAUUUGAGCGGGAGAGAUUAUGUGUUGUAGAAGGGCGAGAGCCUACAAUCAGUGGGAACUUUAACCAUAUCUUCAAAUUUACUGGUAUAUUUUCAACUUACACAUUUAAUAACGCAAUGUCAAUGUCGACAAUUACAUGUGUGUUUGCUGAUUCUCAUAUUUUUAUACAAAUAUUAAUGUUAUUAUUUAUAAGGUAAACGUUAUAUAGAUACAAGGAAUAUUAUAUUAUUAUGUUGUUAUAUUUUAAUGGUACGUAUAUUUUGAUUCAAUCGAAAUGCAAAUUUAUUGAUUUAUUUUGGCCUACAGUUAACCUUGAUAUUUUUAACAACCUUCUCGUUUAUCAAUCAUCAUAAUUAGCCUGACACAGGUCUACAAAAGAAUGAUUUAUUAGAUGCACCUAAAACGAUUCACAUUGGAAACAAUAGUUAUUAUAGCUCUCAUAAAAUAUAGGAUUUAAAUGUUUUUUAUUACAUGACAUUUGUAAUAUUUUUUAUUAACGAUUUAACAAUAUUUAUACCAAAACUUUAUAAAAAUUGAAAUAAUAUAAAGAGAAGUAUAUGAUUAAUAAUUUCACCAUGGUUUUUAAAUGAAUCUACAAAGUAACUUUUUUGUCAAGUAUUUGUUUGGCAAAAUAUAGGAAAACAUUACAUGUUGGAAUUUUUUGUAAACAAACAACUUUUAUAAUUUUGUAAAUACAAUAUGAAAUUCAAUGGUUAUAAGGGAUCGUAAAUCUUGAGGAUAUAUGCAUCAAUUAUUGACAGUCUCUUUUGUUUUUAAUAUUAGUUAUUCCUCUACAUCACAGAGAUAUUUUGCAGAAGUGACAUUGUAAAUAAUAAGGCCACUAAAUAUUUCGUCUAAACAAAAUAUUUAGAAAAAAGUACUGGUUAUAUUGUACGUAUUAGAAAAAAAUAUAGAACAUUAUGCUAAAGGUUUCUGAUGUUUUUAACUUCUGACUGUUCUUUUUUUUUAAAAUAAUAGAUUUUAGUAGCAUGAAUUUCAAUGCUUUUGAAGGUAUACGAAGUAUAUUUGUAAAAUGUCAAUUAUACUAUUUUUCGACAUAGUUUUCAUGAUUUUCCAAGCAUUUAUCAUUUUGUAGUGCAAGAUUUUCUAUACCCUCUGUGUUUUGUAUUAUGUUCUUUUAGCUCGUUAUCGUUGUUUUACCUCUGACUACCAACACUUCAGUUUUAUGAACAACCACCAUCGAAUCGUUCAUUGUCCUUAUUUUGUUUUUAGAGUUCAGAAAGUUAAUUAAUUCCACAAACAGCGAGAUUUGUUAUCAACUUAUUUCAAACUAGCGCUACGAUAUGUACACAACAACAGUGAACUCAAAUUGUAUGCGCAGAGCAAAGAAUAUUUUGCGAAUAUGCCUUGUAUUAAAUAUAGUGGUUUUUAACUGUAAAAUGUUCUGUAUUUGUUUCUUAGUCCGAAAAAUAUUUGUCGACUUGUUUAUGAAUUUAGUUAUUUAUACAUUUGUAUUAUUUUAGUAUCGGUUGUGAUUAUUAAUUUACAUGAAAUAAAAAUCUUAAUGUACUGGUAUAAAAGCCCUUGAAAUUUAUUAUAAAACACGAUAUUAAUAGUGGUUAACGCCAUUAGGUUUGAGAAAAAGAAAAGCACCAAUAUUUAAAUUUUGUUACUCCUCCAGCUGUAAUUCUCCCUAGGAGAUGUAAUUGAGGCCCAUUACACCAGUUGAGAUAUUUGAUUCAAUAAAGAUUAGCAGACACAUCAAUACUAACUGCUAACUAAAGAAAUUAGUUAUUAAAAAAUCCAAAACAAAUGCCAAUAUGAUUCCUACUAAUAUUUAACAAAAAUUCAUUUUCUAUGAUUAUCUAAGUUAUUUUAUAGUAAAUGCUUUUGUUGAAAAUGAAAAAUGUGUUGAUACUUUCUGAAUCUUAUUAUGCUUCGACCAUUUGAGAUCAGAAAAUGAACAAGUAAAAUACCAUAACAUCAUAUUGUUUUCACCGCAAAUUUUAAAAUUUAUUAAAAAUUAUUUUCAACUAAUAUUGAGAUGCUUAGUUUACAGUUCCAGUAUUAUUUUCUGUAAUGUUCCGUUUUAGAUAUAUUUAGUUAUCUACAUAAUAUAUAAUGCUUCCAAAAUCAACAAACAGCUUUAAUUAGAUUUAUCUGUUAUUUGAAAUAAACUGAUUCAUUUAAUUUCUGAACGUUCAAAGUCCAUUUUAUUGGUUACAAUUUAUUUUUCUCUCAUAUUUAAAUAUGAAUCAUUUUUAGAUUAAAAUAAGCCCAAUUUGAUUUUUCCAAAAAUGUAUCAAUAUAGAUUCUAAUUUUCCCCGCAAUAUUUUGUAAAUAGAAAACUUAUAUAUUUGAUUCGAUAUUUAAAUUUUAUAUUCUUACUUGAUUGAAAUAUGUUACUAGUCAGUAAAAAUGUUUUUGAACUUGGAAUCAUUUCUAAAGCUUAAGCUAAACAUUUCAGAUUAGCAAAUCUUGUAUUCUUAGGAAUUCAUAGACUAUGCAGAGCGUUUAGAUUGCUACUUUGAGCUAGUCGUUCAUUCAUAUAGAGUAAGUUAAAAUGGUAUUUUUAUAUUUGAUAGCUUUUUGCCACUAAAAAAGUUCCAGUGAUUGUUAUUUAGAUUUAGUAAAAUUUCAAAUCAUUAUAUACGCAUUUUUAACAUUCUUUAAUUUUUCCUAUUGAUUACUGUGGUUUGGUUAUUUUAUUAUGUUAUUUUAAUUCUGUAACAAGCACAAUGCCUUAUUAAAAUUCUUUUAAAUUUUUUUUUCUUUUUUUAAAGUACCCAGUACACAUUUCUAUUUUAACACCUAAUUCUCUUUGUACAUGAAUUUGCAGUAUAUGGAAAUUGGUAACGACUUUUUAAGUGACAACCAAUUAAAAAUCACAACAGACCAAAACAAGGAGUUCCGGUUUGAUAGAGUACAAGAGUUUGAAUACCUGGGAGUGACUGUAACAAGAAAAGGAGACAAAUUUAAAGAAAUCGACAAAAUAUUGGAAAGAGGCAAUAAAACAGUUGUGCUCUAGAAAACCUAUUAAGGUCCAAAGAUAUCUUGAGGGUAGCGUAGCUAAAAAUUUAUAGGACAGUUAUACAAGCUAAGGUCUUAUAUGGUAGUGAAUGUUGGGUCAUGAAUAAGAAAGAGUAAAACAUGCUAAAUGCAUUUGAGGGAGGAGUAUUAAGAACAAAUUUUGGAAAUGGAACAAGACGAAUGGAGAAGAACGAAUGCAAUUAUUGAAAUGUUAUAUGUUCAGACAGAGAUCGGUUAUAUAGUAAGGACAAGAAGACUGCGUUGGUUGGGUUAUAUAGCCAGAAUAGAGAACAGCGAGUGAAAACAAGUGAAGAAGGUGCAAAAACAAGAGGGUGUUCACGUAGAAAAUGGCUAGAUGCGUGUAAGGAAGGCUUACUAAGGGGUAGCAAACUGGCGCCGUGAACAAAAGCGCAGAGCUUCCUUACCUUUUUAGCUGGCGGAACCCUUUUCGGAUAAAAAACCACGACGGACCCUUGUCGAUGAAGCCGCCCAGUAAUUAAUAAAAAUAAGCUCGAAGCCCAUUUAAAUUGACAACUCCAUAAAGCAUAUGUCAUUUCUUUCAAUAACCCCACAAAAUCAACAGUAUAUGAUGUAAUAAUGAAUGGAAACAACAUUAAAUUAACUACGUUUCCAUUAGUCUGAAUUCUCACACUAUAUUCAGAUACUUUGUGUUUGAUUUACCCACAGUGUUCAACACACUAGACCGGCCAUAUUUUUAUUUGAAAGAUAACUAGAGCACUAUAAUAAAAAAAGCUAAGAAUAUAUUUGAAAAACUUACCAGCGAAUUUAAAGAAUAAAAUCACCAAAAAUUUACUUUGAUUUGAAAUGUAGAUAGGUAGAGGAAGAAUUCGAAUACAUUCCGA
Messenger RNA from Diorhabda sublineata, 10065 nucleotides. RefSeq names its product actin-binding LIM protein 3-like. Gene Ontology annotation, molecular function: actin filament binding. Gene Ontology annotation, cellular component: actin cytoskeleton. Bases 250 to 2538 code for a protein of 762 amino acids. Lineage: Eukaryota; Metazoa; Arthropoda; Insecta; Coleoptera; Chrysomelidae. Gene Ontology annotation, biological process: cytoskeleton organization; lamellipodium assembly. The transcript is spliced from 15 exons. The record is from RefSeq and is a predicted model, not a curated record.